GUCAAUUCAAACAAAGAUAAAUACUGAUAAAGAAGUCGCAUUUUACAACUUUUUGUGGUGCAUUUUAUUUAAUUAAACAUGUAAAUUUCUGUAAUAACUUGCAGCUAAAAAGUAUCUUAGCUUAUUUUUCAAUAAUGAGCCUUUCAAGAAGUACUAUCACGUUUAUUUGCGUGUUAUUGUUAUUAUCAAUAAUUGUGGCUACUUUCUUGAAUUCAAUUGCGACUGACCACAAUUUCUACUUGGAUUCUAAGGCUCAAGAGGAAAACCACACAAGAUACUUAGGUAGGAAGUAUGGUCAGAUCACCGACGACCCUAAGAAUGUUGUGUGGUUUUUACAGAUUUCUGAUAUACAUUUAAGUAUAUUUCGAGAUCCAGGAAGAAUAUCGCAGUUCCAACAGUUUUGCGAUGUUACUGUAAAAAUAGUGAAACCCAUGCUGGUGUUAGCCUCUGGUGACCUGACAGACGCGAAGGCAAAAGACAACUUGGGCAGCUCUCAGGUGAAGAUGGAGUGGGUGUACUAUCAGAACAUUAUCAAAGAAUCUGGUGUCACCGACCACACCCUAUGGCUAGACAUCAGGGGAAAUCAUGAUAACUUCAAUAUCAAAACGAUUGAUGCCGAAGAAAACUUUUAUAGAAAUUUCUCAGUGCAAGGCACUCAACACCAAAGAUCCUACGUUAACAUUCAAGAGAAAAACGGAGUGCGGAUAGCAUUCCUUGGGGUUGAUGCUUGCCCGGAGCCAGGUAUAAGGAGACCAUUUAAUUUUAUAGGUAUAUUAGACGAAGGUGAGCAAGAAAAUUUGAGACGAUUGAAAUCUGAAGCCAUAGCCCAAGCCGACCAAAUUAUUUGGUUCGGCCACUAUCCCACUUCAUGUAUUCUGCCAUUAGUCAUAAACAAACAGAGGAUGAGUUUGAGAGACGAAAUCGGGGAUAAUGCGAAGACUUUAGCAUAUCUUUGCGGGCAUUUGCACUCCAUGGGUGGCUUCGUGCCUCGGAUGUACACGAAACAGAAAAGAGGUUACUUAGAGCUGGAGUUGGCGGACUGGAAAGACAGCAGAAUGAUGCGGUUGAUGGCCGUUGACCAUGGAUUGUUUUCUUUCGUUGAUCAGAAACACAAUACUUGGCCGCUUGUUUUGGUGACCAACCCAAAACAUGCACAGUACAUAAUGCCUGGUAGAGAACCGUUAGAAUUGAUUGAAGGUUCCACUCACAUACGAAUUUUAGCAUUUAGCAAUGUGGAUAUUGUUGAUGUGAAGAUAUCGUUUGAUAAGAACAAUUGGCAAGAAUGUUUGCGAAGAGAAGGGCCGCUGUAUGUUUGCGAAUGGUCACCGCACUUGUUUGCGGAGGGACUCCAUCGUUUGUUUGUGACCGUCACCGAUGAGAUGGACAAAGAAGUUACCAUAGACCAUUUGUUUUCUUUGGACGGCUCUGUUUUGGGUUUCGAAGUGAACCCUAGAAUUCUACUCAUGCUGGAUGCUACUACAAUUUUUCAGGGUAUAUUCGCCACAUUGUUACUGGCAACAAUACUGCCUUUGGUACUAUUGAGGUUCCAAAAACGACCACCAAAAUACCACAGAAGGUGCGGGAGCAAUGUCCUCAGAAGACUAUGGUUACUCAGCAAAAUAGACAGAAUAUACUAUCCCCUCAUACUCUACACCAUUUAUCUGCCGUUCGGGCCUUGGGCUAUUGGAGAGUUGAUCGAUGACCAUAUAGGAAUAGUAUUCGCUUGGGGUAUAGUCGUAAAAGGAACAUAUAUACCAGAAGCAUUCACAUAUAUGUACGGCAGUGUUCAACUAAUGUUUGUGCAAAUCCCGUUAUUCUUCGUGUUGGCUCACAGUUUGACGACUAAAUUGUUCUGUCAGAACAUCAAGGGGAUUCGACGGCUUUUCAGUAAUCUGCCGUUCAUUUUUUUGCUGUCCAUACAGCUGUUGUUGGCGUAUUUCUUCUGGUUGGAGUACGGGACCAUGGCCUUCGUGUUCGGCCCGCUGAGGACUUGGAGCAUACCGUUAAAUAUAAUAUUGUGGUAUAAAACGUGGAAUCUGCCGCUGGAUCAUUGUAGGAAGCUGAGAAGUCUGAACGACUUAUAAAGAAGGAGGGUUUGAACAAUCAUGAACGGUGAGACUUAGUAGAAUUUAGGUGUAAAAGAUGAAAUAUUUUUUACGAUUCGGCAAAAAUUCCGAGAUUUGAAUGUAGCUUAAACAUGUCAAUACGCUUUCUUGCGGCUGUUUUAAACGUACGAGUAUUUGUUUGCGCCAAAGAUUAGUAUGCACAUUCCAGUUUGUGAUAGUGAUUGCAUGCAUUGUGGAUGUUUAAUUAUAAUCAGAAAAUAGCGUAGUGUUUUUCAAUUCAGGUUGAUUUUAAGUUCUUUACCUGUACAAAGUGGAAAGAAAAGGUUUUACAAUAACAAUAAUUGUUUUUCUGAUAAAUUAAAAAUUCACAGUGUAUAUCUGUAAGUAUUACUUGCGUGGACGUUUAUAUUUGUCAAAAAAAUAUUUAAGUCAUGACUUUUAGUUUUAAAAACGACAACGAAAACUACAACUUUAAUUAGAAGUAUAUGUUUUAUUUUAUUAAAAAAAUAUGAUUUUCCGAAAUGAUGUAAUUGCAUAGUUCAAUUGUUUUGCAAAUUGAAAUCGAAUAGAGGCUUUUUGAAAUUAUUAGUGAAGCGGUUAGUAUAUAGUAAUAGUAUCGAUAGUACUUAUCGAUGUUUCCACUAUUGUCACACCACCGAUCGAUAGUAUUUCGGCAUCAAUCAAUAUGUAUACCACAGGUAUUGUGCGGUACACAAGUCUGACCUUAUUUACAACUUACUAACAGAGCCAGAUUCCAUACUUAUCACAAUAUCUAUGACUUCUUUGGGUCUUUUAGCUAUGAAGACUUUUCUUUGAACCAACUGCGCGAUCUUACUUAACAAUUUUUCGCCAUAACUUUAAAUUGUCCUACUUACCUAUGACAUUUGGUGCUUUUCAAUACAAUAAUAGUAAAAAAAUAUAACAGUAAACCUUAUAAAUCGUAUGUAUAGAUUACAAAAUACUUAAAAGACACUAAUAAUAAGAGCUUAAUGUGGCCCAUUAAGUGAAGUCAAUAGAUGUUUUAGAAACAUAGAUUUAACACGUAAUUAUAAAGUAAUUUUUAAAAUAAAAAAUUUUUAAUUUAUAUUGCACUGACUGCGUGCUAUAUUUAUACUCAUUUCAUUUUAUUGAUUUCAAAAAGUAAAGAAUUUUAGAAUUAUCGAAUAAAAAGACAUUUGGCUAAAAUUAUUUUUAAUGUGUCAAGUAUUAUUUGUUAUUAAAUUUUUGAAUCAUUUAUUAUAUUAUACUCCUAAGUUCUGUAUGCUUUUGGCCACCAUUCCGUAUGCACAAAACAUAUAUAUAUAAAUAAGUUUUAUUAAAAUAUUUUAUUUGAAAACAAAAUAACUUUUGACCUGUUUUAUCUUUCUCGCUACUUAUGGCAUAGAUAUAACCAAUCCUCUUAUUUAAUACUUAUAACAAUCUUAUCUAAUUCUAUAAUUAUCAUUAAAUAAAUUCAUUAAAAAGUACAAGCCUUGAAUGACUUGCAACCACCUAGCAAUUUAGAUAACUUUAUUUGAACGCAAUACAUGAUGGUCAUUCUAAAAGUAGUACGUUGACCUACAUAAGUAUGUUUAAUAUGUUAUUUAUUCCCGAAAAAUGUUCAGUACAAGUUGACAUGUAAUUAAAAGUUGUCAAAAACACGCUAGGUGCGUUUUUUUCGGCUCUGACAGUUGCUACGAUUCGUAUUUACAACGACGUCGAUGUAUUUAUAUCAUUGUAUUAUUAGUUUUUACAUAAUAAAUUAUGUGUUUCUUUUUAAAUAUAGACAGCUAAAUACUUAACACAAAUUGAUGUAAUAUUUGUUGUGAUAAAUUAAUUUUGUGACUAAAAUUGAUCGUUAAACGAACAUAUAAAAAAAGUGUAAUUACUACCAUAUUUUUGUUGAUUUAUGUUUUUAUUUAUAACGAUAGAACAUCGAGAAUAUUGAUUUUAUAAUAAUAGUCAUUAGUUUCUAGUCUACCUUUUUUUUACAAAGCUUAAUGUAAAAACAUUUAUUAUUAUACAUAUGAAUGGCACGCUUAUUUAAAAAUGAGUUGUCACCACGCCAAUUCAUCAUAUUUUGUACAGUCAACAAAAGUUAUUCUAAACUAUUUAAGAUUAUUUUUCACAAAAAAUACAUAUUUUUAUACGUUUAUUAAAAGGUUGUUUACAUUUUUUUUGAGUUGUAAUAAAUAUUUGUUUACAGAAUAGCUUUGUUGACUGUACUAACCUGUAUAUUUGUAUUUAUUCUAAUAAAUUGACAUUAUUUUA
This is a messenger RNA of Amyelois transitella, 4316 nucleotides long. RefSeq names its product transmembrane protein 62-like. Gene Ontology annotation, molecular function: hydrolase activity. The transcript has 5 exons. The record is from RefSeq and is a predicted model, not a curated record. Lineage: Eukaryota; Metazoa; Arthropoda; Insecta; Lepidoptera; Pyralidae. The coding region runs from base 135 to 2084 and encodes 649 amino acids.